This is a messenger RNA of Leucoraja erinaceus (little skate), 4948 nucleotides long. It is a transcript of the gene lonrf2, whose product is annotated as LON peptidase N-terminal domain and ring finger 2. The transcript has 13 exons. Bases 672 to 2972 code for a protein of 766 amino acids. Lineage: Eukaryota; Metazoa; Chordata; Chondrichthyes; Rajiformes; Rajidae. Gene Ontology annotation, molecular function: protein binding. The record is from RefSeq and is a predicted model, not a curated record.
UUAAAUUGAAGAAAGUGAUCCUCAUGGAGUGGCUCGGGUUACCUGAACAACUCGACAGUCUGAAGAAGGGACAUGAAGUGCUGGAGUAACUCAGUGGAUCAGGUAACAUCUCUGGAGAACAUGGGUAGGUGAUGUUUCGAGUCAGGCUUCAGACUCUGAAGAAGGGUCGUGACCCGAAACAUCCACAACCAUAACCAUGUUCUCCAGAGAUACCUUAUCCGCUGAGUUACUCCAGCACUUUGUCAUUUUGUGUAAACCAGAAUCUGCAGUUCCUUGGUUUCUGUUGUUUGAAGGAGAAUCCCAGCCUGAAACUUCGCCUGUCCAUUUCCUCAACAAUUACUGCCUGACCUGCUGAGUUUAAGUGUUUUGCUCAAGAUUCCAGCAACUGCAGUUCCCUGUGUCUGCAUUUGUGGUUCUCAGUCUGGUUAAUUUACAAUGUAUUGGCUGUUCGUUGCUGUGUCCCUGACUAAUCACUUCACCACCGCCCUGAUAAACGCCGUGAGCCCGAGGCUGUUGGUUAGUGGCCCUGCCCAGCUGACUGCUAUUUACAGAAGAGCUGCUUAGGUAACAGCCCGCAGCCCAAUGGUUGUGCGGGGGCUGUGCCCUUGUGUCACAGUCUAGAUCGCAGUCCCGGGACUUAGUUAUCACUGAAGCCUCGGCCGUUGUUAGUGAUGGAGGUGCCAAGCGCUCGCACUGAAAUGCUGCAACUGGCCGACGAGGCUCUCCGGGUGAAGAACGACGAGCUGGCGGCCGGCAUGUAUGAGUUCAGGUUGUUGGAGCUGGGCCCCGAGCGGCGCGUCUGCCUGCGCCAGGCCGACGAUCUGUGCCGCUGCGACCGCUUCAGCGAGGCCCUGGAGGCCUACCAGAAGGCAGCGGAACUGGGCCGACUGCGGCCCGAAGACAUGCAGACCCUGCUGGACAGCAUCACGACCAGUAUCCGCAGCAAGGAGAUGGAGGGCAGCGGCGAACCACAGGGCCCAGGCCCGCUCCGGCCCAGCGACCCGCUCGGUCCAGGCGACGAGGAAGAGGACGCUGCUGGGCGGUCGCCGCUGGGCUGCGGCUUGUGCUUGCGGCUGCUCUUCGAGCCCGCGUCGCUGCCGUGCGGACACUCCUUCUGCCGGCGGUGCGUGGAGCAGGCGCCGGCAAAGUGUCGGCUCUGCAAGCUCCCCGCUGCCGGGCUGCCCGGACCCAGGGCCGGGGCUGGAUCCACGGCCUCCUCAUCCCCGGUCUCCCCCACUGGCUCCAGCUUCCGCCCCAAUGUGGUUCUCUGCAAAUUAAUGGAGAAGUGGUUCCCGAGUGAGAGCCGCGCUCGGAGGCUGCAGGCUGAGGCCGAGGCGCUGCACCAGAGCCGCGACUUUAUGGGCGCCCUGAAGCUCAUCGGACAAGCGCUGUCGCUGGUACCCCAUGACUACUCUAUGUUGUGUAAACGUGCAGAGCUUUAUGUAACUCUUGGAAAAUAUGAAGAAGCACGUUGUGAUGGGGAUAAAGCGUGUGCAAUGAAACCUCUAAAGGCAAAGGGGCAUUUUUGGAAAGCCGAAGCUCUUGCUAAAAUGGGUAGAAUUGAAGAAGCUUUGAAGGAAUAUUUAUACUGCUUUGCUCUGAGGCCAGAGUGGAAAGCUGUAAAAGUAAAAGCUCAAAAGAUCAUGUGUGAUAUUUUUGCUCCUGUUGCGGAAAAUAUGGAGGAUGCCCUAAUAACCAAUGUGCGGGUGCAGUCAUCUAUUAGACCCAAGCCUACUUUUCUCAGCACUCUCAAUUCUGCGCCGGUUCUCGAAGCUGGAGCAGUUAAUGGACCUUUUGAGUCUUUGGUCAAUAUGAAUAAAUCUGUAGUCGAGGAGCCACAUGAAUCUAAUCAAACAUUGACUAAAUCCAAGAUAACACUCAGAGAAAAUUCUCUGUUGGUUGAACUAGCUCCAUCCAAUUCAAUUCAUGACGGCUGCAAGAGAAAGCUAUCAAGUGAGACAGAGUUCUGCGAAAACUUCGAAAGACCCAGAAAAAUGGCUAAAAAAGACGAAUUUGCGCCUUUUACUUCCAAAGCACAUGGGGAAAUUCCCAUUCACCUUGUGGAUCCAUCAGAUUUCGAAUGUUCUCUUUGUAUGAGAUUGUUCUAUGAACCUGUCACCACUUCCUGUGGGCACACCUUCUGUCUGAGGUGUUUAGAACGCUCUCUGGAUCAUAAUUCCAGAUGUCCACUUUGUAAAGAAAAUGUAGCUGAGUAUUUGGAAACAAGGGCUUUUGGUAAGACAUUCUUGAUAGAAGAUCUGAUUGUUCGAAACAUGCCUGAAGAAUUAAAAGAGCGAAAGAAGUUUCAUGAAGAAGAAAUGGAAGAGCUGUCCAACCUCACUGAAAAUGUUCCGAUUUUCGUCUGCACCAUGAGCUUCCCAACUAUUCCAUGUCCUCUCCAUGUUUUUGAACCACGAUAUCGACUUAUGAUCCGCAUGUGUAUGGAAACUGGCACCAAGCAAUUUGGAAUGUGCGUUGGAAAUGAACUUAAAGGAUUUGCUGAUUAUGGCUGCAUGCUAGAAGUCAGGGAUGUGAAGUUUUUCCCUGAUGGACGCUCUGUAGUUGAUACAGUUGGCAAACGUCGAUUUAAAGUGUUACACCAUGGACUGAGAGAUGGAUAUAACACUGCUAAUAUUGAAUAUCUGGUAGACAAGAAGGUGGAAGGGGAAGAGUAUAAUGAACUUGUUUCUCUGUCUGACUCCGUGUAUGACCAAGCCUUCAAUUGGUUCAAAUCUCUCAAGGAUGAUAUGAGAACUCAAAUCCUGAAUCACUUUGGACCAAUGCCGGGAAAGGUGCCAAUACCUCAGUUAAGUCAAGAUGGCCCUGCCUGGUGCUGGUGGCUGUUAGCUGUAUUACCUUUGGAAAGUCGUGCUCAGCUCGCAGUUCUCUCAAUGACCUCGCUCAAAAAUCGCCUUAUUGCUAUUCGCCGUGUAUUGGUAUUUGUGACCCGAAAACAGUUCCGGCCAUUGUGAUGAUGAUUUACUGGGAUUCAUAUCUGCCUUCCAAAUGUAGUACUUCUUGGUUGUUACUUUUUAGUUGAAUCUACAUAUGGAAAACUCAUCAUGGCCCAGUCUAAAGCAAAAUCAUGUAGCUUUUGAAAGGAGAAAUAAAACUGAACAGCGAGUUGCCCUUUCCACAUGAAUCGGUCAAAGAAAAUGUGCUGAUAAACAUAGUAGAGUCCACCUCUGUUGGUAAAUAAAAAAUCAUCAUGCAGAUGUAGUGAGGACCAAGUGGGGUCAAAUUAAACUCGCCAGAUAUGAGCUGGCACAGUGCUGUGUCGACUUGAAAUAAUAUGUUUAAUGUCCAUAGAUUGUAGGUCUUUGAUCUUUCCAAGAAACCAGGAGUGGCACAGCUGGUAUUCAGAACUUGGAAUAAGGGCAGUGUAUGUGGAAAGCUAAUUUUAACUGAUCAUCGUGUCUGAAUGGAUAAAACACGGUCUAUUUACACUGCUGAGAUCUGAAAAAAACAAAAACAUCUAAGAUUUACUGCCAACUGUGUAAAUAUGCAGACAGUUGGCAAAUCUUAGACGUUUUUGUUUUUUCAGAUCUCAACAAUCUAAAAUAUCUCAACUCUUAGGUUAUUAAUUAUUUUCAAAGCUCAGUAAUUCUUAAGAAAUUACUUUAACUGGUACAGGAAAGUUCUGUUUCCUAUCCUUUGCCUAUCAUCACUGAGUGCUAUUUUUCAGGCAAAAGUUGAUUUAACUUUUGAUUUAUUUAGAUUCCUCCAUUCACUGCAUAUAAAUGUUUAAUCCAUUACUGUAUUGGAACCAGUUUUCUUUGAUUUCCCAGUAACAUUGUGCCAUUCAACCAUCUAGAAUUCAUUUAAUUCCUAACAACAUGGCAAAAAUUAUGUCAACUUGCCUGUUCAAAAUGUUGCACACUUGUAAUGGGAAAUACUCAUUGUGUGUUUGGAAAAAUGUAUUGUUGCUGUGAAUUUUACUGUUUUUAUUUGUUUGCAACGUAAAAAGCAUUCACUGAUUUGUGGUAUUACCAUGGUUGAAUUUGUACAAUUUCACGUGCAUUUUCAAAUUGUUGUACUGCUUGAACACAAUAACUUUUUUGCAUUUGUUGAAGUUGAAACCAAAAAGAGUAAGGUUAUAUAUUUGUUACUAAAACAUGACUCAUGAAAAAGCAUUGUCCAAAUAUUGUCAACUUUUGAUUCGAUUUGUAUCGUCUUUGAUAUUGUUCCUGGCAUUUAUCGUGACUUAUGUGUAGUGUAUAUACAGACGCAGAAUUUGUUUUGCAAUGGUGGUAAGCACUAGCAUGAUGAAUUUUCAACUGGGGCCAUAUUACCGUCACACCAUUGCUGCCUGCAAAUCAUUUUUACUUUGUCAGGUAGUAAAAUAUACAAACUUCUUUCUCAUUCUUGGUUUUGCACAUCAUUUUCUAACUUGUAUAGAUGUGAAAGUUAAUACCAUGUUGCAAUUUAUAACAGGCAAAAGAAUCUAGCAUUUGGUAUGCAGCAACAAAAAUGUACCAAUGCAAACCCCAGAUCAGUUUACAUUCCGAUUAUAAAUGCACAUGGUAUGCUACCUCAUUGAACUUGAACCGGAAACUGACGAUCUUUUAAGUUUUUAAUGUAAUGGUCCGUACAAAGCAUUUUCCAUUAAAAUAUAUUUAACCAGAGGCCUUGUAACCUAAAGUCUGUGAUUGAAAUUUGUUCUCUGACACUUGGCACUAAAUAAAUAAUAAAGUAGCAGUUCCACAUUAUAAAUCCCUCAAAUCUUGAAUUUAGUGCAAGCAAAGAAGGACUCAUUUCUGGCCCUAGAUCUUUUUACUGUGCUAAUUUUUUUUUUUUGUGUGUGCCAUUGUGUGAUGUGUUACCAUGUUUUGAUUCUAUACUUUUUUUUCCACGAUUCACAAUCACAAAGUGUUCAGUACAAUAUGCUGCAAUUUCUUGUGUAAAUAUGUAUUAUACAAAGUACAAAAUAUAUUUAUUUGGAUUCAAA